This is a messenger RNA of Onthophagus taurus, 2371 nucleotides long. RefSeq names its product Fas associated factor casp (gene casp). Gene Ontology annotation, cellular component: endoplasmic reticulum; nucleus. Gene Ontology annotation, molecular function: ubiquitin binding. NCBI's taxonomy places the organism in Eukaryota, Metazoa, Arthropoda, Insecta, Coleoptera, Scarabaeidae. Gene Ontology annotation, biological process: ERAD pathway. The record is from RefSeq and is a predicted model, not a curated record.
GCGUCAAAAUUGCGUGUUUUGUAUUGUAUAUCGUCUUUAGCCGUCGUCGUCAAACAACAUUGUUUUGUUGAAGUGUAAUUAAGUACUAACCGUUUGUUUAGGAUGUCUAAAGAUAGGGACGAAAUUUUGGCUGAUUUUCAGGCAUGCACUGGGAUGGAGGAUGUUACCAGAGCCAUCAGCAUCUUGGAAGAAAACAACUGGGAUCUUGUGCGAUCUGUUAAUGAAGUAAUGCCACAAGAAUCCCAAUCCUUUCAUUCGCACUCAAUGCACGAUGUCGAAAUGGUCUCUGAAGUGAUAGAUAUACCGGCAAGUCCCGUCGAAUCAGCAACGGAUAUGCUUUCGGUGGGCAAUAACGUUGGUCACGCAAGGGCUCGAAGCAUGCCUACUUUGGAGGAUGGUUUUAAUAACUCUGUUCAUCAGCCGUCGACAUCCGCCUCCGUAACCAGGCAGAAUACCGUUCAGUUUAACGUACAGUUUGGUGACAGGAUUAUAAAUAUCGAUAUUCCGGAUACUGGAACAAUAGCUGAUAUAAAAGCAAGAUUAUACCGGGAAUUGAAAAUACCGCCUUGUCAACAAUUGUUGUCUGGUUGGGCUAGACACGAUCAGUUUGAGCAUGUGCCAGUUAAAUCCUUAAUGGCACCCAAUCAAAACGCAUUGAGUUUGACAGUUAAACCUACGAAUGGAGGGAUUUUAGCAGAUCAAGAUAACAACAUAACUGAACGUCUUAAAGGAACUUACGUUCUUAAGAUUAAGAAUUUAUCUGAAGCAAAUAAAGAAUACCACGUGAACUAUCCUGGAACGAAAACAAUACUUGAAGUGAAAAAUGACGUUUAUACUUUUACAAAUAUACACGUUCGUAAUCAGAUUUGGACAGGUUGGCCGCCAAAUAUAGACGAUCAAAGCAUGUUAGCACUAUCAGGAAUCAAUUAUCCAGAACAUGAACUCACCGUUCGACAAAACAUCUUGAUUAAUCACACUAGAGAUAAACGGCCCAGCAGUACCAAUGUAGUCCAAAUAGAUAGUGAUGAUGAGGAGUACGAAGACGCUUCGGAAUCUUUUAAUGUAGAUGAUGAUAUUUUUGUCGAUAAUGUUACAACGAAAAGAGUGGAACCUUUAAUUCCAGAAAUGAUUGAAGAUGAAAUAGUUGGCAGUAUAAGUUUUGUGGAAAGAUUCAGUACACGUUAUGGUGCGAUACAUCCUCAGUUUUAUCAGGGAACGCUCGAGGAUGCACUUAAGGAAGCUUGUCAAAGACCAGCUAAAGACAAAAAAAUCCUGGGUAUUUACUUACAUCACGAUUCGAGCGUACUUUCAAACGUAUUUUGCACUCAACUUUUGGGAGUUGAAAGCGUGAUGCAAGUGAUUGAGAGAAACUUCGUUUUCUGGGGUUGGGACUUAACGUUUGAAAGCAAUCGCACAAGGUUACAGAAUUCCGUUAGUAAUUGUAUGGGGGCUACAGCUGCAAUGUCUUUGAGAGACAUCCCUGUCGAUAAGUUACCCGCUAUUAUUAUUAUUAUGAAAGUUAGAUCAUCAACAGAUAUUUACAGUGUUAUUUAUGGUAAUGUGGGUAUAAACGAAUUACUUUCAAGUUUAAUUGAAGCUGUUGAUGUCUUCACUGAUCAACAAAGAGUUGAAGUAAAAGAAGAACAAGAAAGAGCUGAGAGGGAACUUGUUAAAUGGGAACAAGAUAUGGCUUAUAGGGAAAGUUUGGAAGCGGAUCGAGCGAAGGAAGAAGCUAAACGUUUAAUAGCAGAAGCAGAGGCAAAAGAAAAAUUACGCGUUGAAACUGAACGUUCGGAAAAGUUGGCCCAAAAAGAAGCAUAUCGUCGUGAAGUGGAAGCAAGUUUACCGCCGGAACCUUCAGCAGAACAAGGUGAUAGUAUAACGCAAAUCCGAUUUCGACUGCCAAAUGGUAAAAAUUUAGAAAGAAGGUUCCUGGCAAACACGCAGUUGAAAGUUCUUUUGGAUUACUUAACGGUACAAGGAUACCCAAAUAACGAGUAUAAAGUGAUUUCUAGCUGGCCUAGACGAGACUUGACUACCCUGGAUAACACAAAGACAUUGCAGGACUUAAAAUUAUGUCCGAAAGAAACUGUGAUAUUAGAGGAACGAUAAUCCGCACAUUCCCCUGAAUUUUCUGUCGUCCUGUUUCCCCCCUCCCCUGAAACGAUUACAGGAUUUAUAAAGAUAAAAAAAGGAAAAAACCACACACACGGUCCCAUGAUAUGGCAAAUAUAUGUUAAUCUAAGCGCAGUGCACGUGACUAGCAGCCUGAGUUUCAUUGUCAUGGCGUAAUUUGUAAUUUCUACUACAUAAUACUAAUUGUAUUUAGUACGUUUAUUUAUUAAUAAUAAUAAUUCAUAUCUGUGGCGUU